Molecule: messenger RNA, 857 nt
Organism: Drosophila subobscura
Lineage: Eukaryota; Metazoa; Arthropoda; Insecta; Diptera; Drosophilidae
Gene: Rpp25
Product: ribonuclease P protein subunit p25-like protein
Exons: 5
Coding region: 141-746 (201 amino acids)
Biological process (GO): tRNA 5'-leader removal
Cellular component (GO): ribonuclease MRP complex
Molecular function (GO): RNA binding
Source: RefSeq, a predicted model, not a curated record
UCCAAAAAAGCCGGCUCUAUCGAUUGUAAUCACAUGUGUGAAGUGAAGAGUGUUUUGUUUAUUUUUUUGUGGUGAUUUAGUGAACUAAUUUAAGCACAAACCCGAAAGUGAUCAACGAGCUACGCGUACACAGCCUCAAAAUGAUGCACUACCGCAAGGCGGAGAACGUUGAGCGGGAGUUGAGCAAAAGCGAAUUGCCGUUUGAUGAUUGCAUUACCAAGGAUCUAAAGGAUAUUCUCUGGAUGCAGGUCAAAGGCGGCACCAAAGUGAGCAAUGUGAUUGAGUUUGCCCAGGCUGCGCUGAACAAGGGCGAACACCGCUCUCUGGUGUGGAGUGGCUCUGGCGGUGGAGUGGUCAAAACCAUAUCCUGCGCCGAGGUGCUUAAGCGCAGCCACCCCCUAUACCAGGUGACCCGCAUGGCCUACAACAGUGUGGAGGAACACUGGAAGCCACAGAUGGAGGGCCUCGAGGAAAUCAUUGUCAAUCGCCAGAUACCCACCCUACACAUACUCAUGAGCCUGGACGAGCUGCCCGAGAGCGUGCAGGGAGUGCAGAAACCCAACACAACCAGCGACUAUUGGCAGGAUAAUGGCACGCCUGCUCGUCCUCAGCACCGCCAACAGCAGCAAGGAGCUGCCGGUCGAGCCAAUAAACGCCCCAGAUUUGGACGCAACAAGCAGCAGCAAGGAAACCCGGAACGCAGCACAGAGCAGGUCCCUGUUCCUGUCCCAAGUCAAGCUCAAUGAUGGAUAUCCUGGAUGGAUAUCCUAGUCUUUAACUGAUCUAAACGCCUUGUAUGCUUGGCUUAUCCUUUGAAGGGAUAUGCACGAUUAAAGUAUAAUUUAUAUUGACAUUUA